AUGAAGCCUGUCGUGUCCGCCUUGAAUGCAUGGACCUGCACCGUUCUCUCGUGCUUCGCCGUUGUCAUUCUCUCCAUCAUAGGGAGCCUCUUUGCGAGGGAUCACCAUAUGAUGAUGGGACUGGAGGAAAAUCCUGAAAAUGGUGCCGCAGUUGCAGCCUCCAUCUUCAUCGCAGUCGCCGUCUACGCCGGCUUCCUCGUAUUCUGUGGGUUCCAAGCAUGGCUACAUGUGCGGGCGAGUCGACGAGGAGCAAUAUCUCUGUGA
Molecule: messenger RNA, 264 nt
Organism: Capronia epimyces CBS 606.96
Lineage: Eukaryota; Fungi; Ascomycota; Eurotiomycetes; Chaetothyriales; Herpotrichiellaceae
Exons: 4
Coding region: 1-264 (87 amino acids)
Source: RefSeq, a predicted model, not a curated record